This is a messenger RNA of Sparassis crispa, 1554 nucleotides long. RefSeq lists its product with no specific name. The record is from RefSeq and is a predicted model, not a curated record. NCBI's taxonomy places the organism in Eukaryota, Fungi, Basidiomycota, Agaricomycetes, Polyporales, Sparassidaceae. The coding region runs from base 1 to 1554 and encodes 517 amino acids. The transcript has 2 exons.
AUGGACAAGCCUACGUUCAUGCAGAAAGAUGGCAGGAUGGCCGCGUCCCACCAAUACGAUCCAUGUAAUGCCAUAUCUGGCACCUCGUCCACCAAUUUUAGUCCGAUGAUCUCGGUGAAGACGAAGCAUCGUUCGAUCACUGACCUCCCAAUCGACAUCCUGAUCGAAAUAUUCAAGUAUAUUUAUUCUUUCUCACAAAUACUCGAAGAACAUGCCGAGUGGCCCUACCAGGAUAAUUCGUCAGACUCGCACCUCAAACUUGUAUCCACACGCUGGGAUGAACGUGUCGAUCUCCGCGGAUCGACGCUCUUCCCUGAUGCGCUCGCCUCUGUGUGCCGCCUGUGGCGGGACGCCCUCCAGCUUGUCUCUGUGUUCUGGACACGCGUCGUCGUCUUUGUCGACGACGAUCCUACCCCAAUGUCUAUGCUAGGCUCUCGCCUCGAGCUGUCCGCCAGCCAUCCUCUCCACAUCACUAUAAUGCGUCGCCCGACCUCACACCGGGAUGCUGACCCCCUCGAAAGGCGGCGCGUUUCUGACACAAUGUGUCUCCUCUAUCCGCAUAUCUCACGAUGGUACCGCUUCCAUAUCAACGUUCUGCAUGCAUCCUCGCUCCCGGUCCCACACGUCGAAUUGCAAGGAGAUGCAUUAUGCCUCUUCGAAAGGCGCUUCGAAUCCCAAAUCGACGAGAUUCAGUAUGAUGUCGCCGACUGGAUGCCACGUUUCAACGCUCCCGCCCUCACCGAGUUACGCAUGGACGGUCUGACAUUCCGCCGCGCGUUCCUCUUCUCACCAGCGUCCAUCUCCCACGUACAAGAGCUUUCUAUAACGCGAUACGCCCGAGGUCAUCGCUUGCUGUUCACCUUUCGCAAUCUCAUCGACUGCCUGUGUGCACUACCCAACCUUACGUGGCUGGACCUCGUUGACUUGGAUAUCUUGCCGGAGGUGGGCACUGGACCUAUCCUAGGGCUCUCGCGAUGUCGCCCAAGAUACUGCAAGUUCGAACUGCUGUCCAGCGCGAUUACGCGUUUGCUUUCCCUUUGCCUCCAGAACGCCAUCUAUGACCUGUCGCUCACACAGUGCACCAUCCCUCACAGGAUAGAUCUCAGUAGCGUGGGUGAUCUACGCCUGCAGAAUAUCGACCAUGACCAGGACCUCGAGCCACUUUUGCUCAAUUGGGACUCGGUUCACCUGUGUGUGCACUCGUGUCCGGGCUUUGGCGCUUCCCUUCUGAGUGCCAUGGCGUACGAGAUCGACGGGCACGAUAAUUGGCUAUGUCCACGGCUGACAAUCCUCGAGCUGCUCGAUUGCACCAACUUCACGAGCGCAGAUAUGCGUGCGAUGGUUCAGGCGCGCCACAAAGCCCACGCGGAAAGUGGCUUUGCUGAUGAUUUUGACGAUGAAUUCACCGUUACAUCUCUUACUCAUCUAACGGUCGUCGGCGAUAUGGAGCUUUGGUUGGCGGACAGGGAAUGGCUUGACCAGAAUGUUGACUAUGUGUCGUGGAAUGGGUGGUGUGGUGGUUACGCGCGUCAGACUGUGUAUCACAGGUCAUGA